This is a messenger RNA of Xyrauchen texanus (razorback sucker), 4898 nucleotides long. It is a transcript of the gene ndufab1a, whose product is annotated as NADH:ubiquinone oxidoreductase subunit AB1a. The record is from RefSeq and is a predicted model, not a curated record. Gene Ontology annotation, cellular component: mitochondrion. Bases 23 to 490 code for a protein of 155 amino acids. Gene Ontology annotation, molecular function: acyl binding; acyl carrier activity. Gene Ontology annotation, biological process: fatty acid biosynthetic process. The transcript has 4 exons. NCBI's taxonomy places the organism in Eukaryota, Metazoa, Chordata, Actinopteri, Cypriniformes, Catostomidae.
CAUCACGCGAGCAGUGUCAAACAUGGCGGCGCGCGUCAUUGCACGGUGUGUCCGGUCACUUAACCAACGUUCAGUAUUUAUUAACCGUUUCAAUAAUGCUGCUAUAUUAACAGCAACUCCGCUCACUCACUGCCGAACAUUCUCACAGCUGACUUAUGGACACAAGUCUUUGCUGACGCAGAUCUCUGCCAGUUCGCUUCACGUCUCUCAGUGGAGGCAUUAUGGUGAUUUGCCCCCAUUGUCGCUAGAGACUAUCCGUGAUCGUGUUCUCUAUGUGCUGAAGCUGUAUGACAAGAUCAACCCUGAGAAGCUUCAGGCUACAUCUCACUUCAUGAAGGACUUGGGAUUGGACAGUUUAGACCAGGUGGAGAUCAUCAUGGCCAUGGAAGAUGAAUUUGGUUUUGAAAUUCCUGAUGCUGAGGCAGAAAAGUUGAUGACACCACAAGAGAUUGUUCAGUACAUCGCAGACAAGAAAGAUGUCUAUGAAUGAGAAUGACAAAUUAUUGUGAGUUUAAUUACUAUUCAAAUGUUAAAGACAAAUGUAAACAGAAAAUUCUGUAAUUCUGUUCCUGUUGGUGCCACUUCAGGUGUGUUUGUUUUUCCUUUUUAUUCAGGUAAAGAGAAUUCUGUCACAUGAACAAAUCUGUGUUCAUAAUUUUUUGAUAACAUUUUUGGUGGCUUGUGAUUUUCAGGUCUACAUUAUUCUCUGCUAGGUGCAUGCACAAGCUUCUUAUUUAAACUUUAAGAGUGUGAAAAUAAUGUGAAUAAUUCAUAUGAAUACCACAGUAUUAAAGACAGUAAAUCACUUUAAAAGGACCUCAUGUAUGUGUCUCUUCAGAUGUAUGAAGACCAUUUAAACUAUACCAUCUUUGUCAGUGGGACUGGUCCUUUUAUUAAAAAAAAUAUUGUGGGUCAAAUACAAAUUAAGCUCUAUCUACAGCAUCUGUGGCAUGCUGUAAAAUACCACAGAAUAUAAAUUCAACAUCCCUCAGUUUGUAAAAAAAAUUGGAAAGUCACUUGCAAUAGAAUUCUAGGCUUCUAUUGUAAGUGCAUAGAUGUUAAUGUGUUCAUGCAUAUGUAUAUACACAAUUCUUUACUUUUUGACAUAUAAAUCUUUGUAAAUCACACACACACACGAAAAAGAAGUCAAAACCUAAAAAUGUUAAUAAGAAUGCAGCAUCAAUAAGAGUGUGGUAGAGUACCAGAAGUUGCUAGAGUUUACAUUUAAAUGUUGUAGUGGCUUUAGCUAUGAUCAGUAGGCCAUGAUAAAGCACAUAGGCACUUGCAAAUUCAUAGGUUCUGUUAAAAUAAGUGGAUCCCAUAACCAUCAUUUAGGCAUCCACUUAUUUUAACAGAAUCUGUUAAAAAAACAAAUUUUUUAACCACUCCGCAGAUUUCAUAUUAGCAAACUAUAGUUUUGGCAAGUAAUUUAGGACAUCUACUUUGUGCGUGACACAAGUAAUUUUUCAUUUUGUAAAUUGACUAUAUCACAGUUCCAGUGGGUCAGAAGUUUACAUUCACUAAGUUAACUGUGCCUUUAAGCAGCAUGGAAAAUUCCUGAAAAUUAUGUCAAGCCUUUAGACAAUUAGCCACUUAGCUUCUGAUUGGAGGUGUACUGAAUUAGAGGUGUACCUAUAGAUGUAUUUUAAGGCCUACCUUCAAACUCAGUGCCUCUUUGCUUGACAUCAUGGGAAAAUCCAAAGAAAUCAGCCAAGACCUCAGAAAAAAAAAAUUGUGGCCCUCCACAAGUCUGGUUCAUCCUUGGAAGCAAUUUUCAAAUGCCUGAAGGUACCACGUUCAUCUGUACAAAUAAGAGUACGCAAGUAUAAACAACAUGGGACCACACAGCCAUCAUACCGCUCAUGAAGGAAAUCCAUUCUGUGUCCUAGAGAUGAGUGUAGUUUGGUGUGAAAAGUGAAAAUCAAUCCCAGAGCAACAGGAAAGGACCUUGUGAAGAUGCUGGAGGAAACAGGUAGACAAGUAUCUACAUCCACAGUAAAACGAGUCCAAUAUCAUCAUAACCUGAAAGGCUGCUCAGCAAGGAAGAAGCCACUGCUUCAAAUCCACCAUAAAAAAGAAAGACUACAGUUUGCAAGUGCACAUGAGUACAAAAAUCUUACUUUUUGGAGAAAUGUCCUCUGGUCUGAUUUAACAAAAUGUAACUGUUUGGCCAUAAUGGCCAUCGUUAUGUUUGAAGGAAAAUGGGUGAGGCUUGCAAGCCGAAGAACACUAUCCCAACCGUGAAGCAUGGGGGUGGCAGCAUCAUGUUGUGGGGGUGCUUUGCUGCAUGAGGCACUGGUGCACUUCACAAAAUAGAUGGCAGCAUGAGGAAGGAAAUUAUGUGGAUAUAUUGAAAGAACAUUUCAAGACAUCAGCCAGGAUGUUAAAUUUUGGUCACAAAUGGGUCUUCCAAAUGGACAAUGACUCCAAGCAUACCUCCAAAUUUGUGGCAAAAUGGCUUAAGGACAACAAAGUCAAUGUAUUGGAGUGGCCAUCACAAAGCCCUUACCUCAAUCUGAUAGAAAAUUUGUGGGCAGAAUGAAAAAGCAUGUGCAAGCAAGGAGGCCUUGUGAGAAGCUUGUGGAAAGAUACCCAAAAUGUUUGACCCAAAUUAAACAAUAUAAAGUCAAUGCUACCAAAUACUAACAAAGUGUAUAUACAUUUCUGACCCACUGGAAAUGUGAAGAAAGAAAUAAAAGCUAAAAUAUAUCAUUGUCUCUACUAUUAUUCUGACAUUUCACAUUCUUAAAAUAAAGUAGUGAUCCUAACUGACUUUGACAUGGAAUGUUUUCUACGAUUAAAUGUCAGGAGUUUAAAUGUAUUUGGCUAAGGUGUACGUAAACUUCUGACUUCAACUGUAACUACAAAAGACUAUUUGGUGUGUUAUAGCACCACCUAUUGGAAAUGUUUGCCAAGUCCAGAAGAAGAGUCUUUCAACGCACUGCAAGACUUACAUGCACGCCCCGUCCCCUCCAAAUAACCGUUGGAUGUCACAUUCACACACGAACAGAGCUUUAGAGAGUGCUACAAAGUUAUAUUAGGACAUUUUCCAGCACUUUAAACACUAAUCAAAUUAGUCAAAUUGUUCCACUACAAUCAUUAACACACCACAAAUAAUAUUAACAACGGUUAACAAUGCUGGAGAAAAUGCUACUUUCACAUUGUUGUCUAAUGGAUUAUACAAUUCCACAUUUGUUCAUGGAUUCCUGUAGUGACAGUUCAUAGGAUUAAAGCAUAGUCUCAAACAUAGAAUUUCCAUUUGAACUGUUAUUUUUGAUGACAGAAUUAAAGGCGUAAAUGUCUAACAUUUUCUGUGUUAAAAAUAUUUAUCCUAUACUAGCUUAAUUUGCAGAGACAACUAUUAGUAAGUCAUUCAUGGGUACAUUUUUAUCGAAAACUGUUAACACUGUUUCUGUUGCUAUGAAAAUGGCUGUUUGUUUUGAGAGACCCGCCCCAACAACAUGGCUAAACCAAUGGCGUGAGUUGGGGGCGGGACUGUGUCUUUGUUUGACCAACGGCAGACGAGGGGCGUUUUCAAAAAGCUGUCUUGAAAAACAACGUUUAUUUCUGCAAUUCAGAUUGGUGGCGCUAGUAGCGCAAAAACAUACUUCAGCCAGAGAUAUUCUGUACAGAUAUGUCAACCUCUGCGCUUUUACUCUUUGUUAGUCUUCUCUGGCCAGUCAUAUAACGGCUAACGUUAAUGGACCGCGCUCUGUGUUUUCGACAUUUCGACGUUUUUUUAUUAUUCUUUCCACUCUCCGUGUAGAACAAAACAGCUUUAUAAGGUUACUGUUAUGACUGGAGUUUAAAUGUGAAUGGUCAUGAUUUCUUACAUACAUUGCUUAAUUACAAUUCAUGUCUUCAGGAGUAUUUAUUUUUUUUUUUUAACGAGGAAUAAAAUUACCGCGUGCACCUUAAAUAAAACGUAGGCUACAUGUAAAUUCUGCAACACAUGCGCCACCGAAUGGAAUUAUUUAGAUAUAGCUUUCUGAAUACACCCUCCACCAGCAGUUGGUCAAACAAAGAGACCGUCCCUCCUCCAAUUCACUCCAUUGGUUGUGGAAUGUUGUUGGGGUGGGUCUAUGCUGCGGGCCACUCAAAACAAUUUUAUAGCGCCACAGAGACAGUGUUUACUGUUUUCAAGAAAAUUAACCCAUGAAGGCUUCUAGUUGAUUCUGCACAAUAAAGGGAAAGUUCACCCCAAAAUAAAUAUUCUCAAAAUGUUCUCUUAAAUUUACUCACCCUUAUGUCAUCCUAGAUGUGUAUGACUUUCUUUCUUCUGCAGAACACAAACAAAGAUUUUCAGAAGAAUAUCUCAGCUCUGUUGGUCCAUACAAUGCAAGUGAAUGGUGACCAGACCUUUCAAGUUCCAAAAAUCAUAUAAAGGCAACAUAAAAGCAAUGAGAGUGAGUAAAUGAUGAGAGAAUUGUCAUUUUUGGGUGAACUAUCCCUUUUUACUCGGCUGUGUAAAGACGCCUUUUUAGACGUGUUUUCAAGACUAGAAAGACUGUACAGUCGUCAUUUCCCACCUAAGGCCUACACUAAACCUCACCGUUAGCUUGGAUUAACUUUCAAUAAGAUAUCCUGCAUAUAAUACUAUCUCGUGGUUCAUGGAUAAACAAGUCAGUUUCAGAAAUACACAGCUAAACUGUGUUUAUGUGAUUAUCUUUAUUCUAGACUUUUUAAUUGAGUGAUGAUGUGACAUUGCAGUAAAAUCAGACUUUUUUUUAUUUAGCUUUGAGGUUUACAUAUAACUUUAGAUUGAUAAAAUGUAGCUAUCAAUUAAAAGAACUGUGGUAGAUGUUGGGUUCAACAGAGGUUAGAUUUAACAGAACCUCUUAGCUUGCUCCUCUGGUCUUUAGUGAGCCUAUGUUUCCUUUUCAGGUGUAAUAAAUCCU